Peronospora farinosa is the source of this 2154-nucleotide messenger RNA. The record is from the annotation of a GenBank genome assembly. NCBI's taxonomy places the organism in Eukaryota, Oomycota, Peronosporomycetes, Peronosporales, Peronosporaceae.
AUGCGUCUCCUGUCUGCUAUGAGCACGUUUGUUCUGUCAGUAGCAGCUUCUUCUUGUGAUGAGCGAAAGUUAGUGCAAAAAGCUGCAACGGUACUGGCAGACCACAUGGAUAUGGAAUUAGGUGGCAUUGGAGCUGGCAAGAACAAUGUCGUGGGGUUUCAAUAUCUGAAACCUGCUGAAGCUCUAGUAGCAGCACAAGCUCUUGCUCAUGAAGAUUUCCAUCAGGCAGCAAUACAAGUCCAGCGUAUUCUUGAGUAUCAAAAAUCUGACGGAUUACUGCCACAUUUGGUCUAUGGUCCUUCUGUACCGUCAUAUUUACAAUGGUUAUCCAGCAAUCACACUUUUCAUCCAGGGCCUGCAUUUUGGCAACAAAGUUCGUGGAAACAGGAGAACCAGAAGAAAAAGAAGAUAAUUUCAAAUUUAACAUUUGAUACUUCGACAAUCUCAGCUCCUCCAGUGGCAGGAGACGUGGCAUGGCAAAUCUUUCGGCUAGCACCUUAUGACUCGGUGUUGGGUGGAAAAACAAGUGCUGUUCAAUUCUUGUGUCACGUCUAUGAGCCACUGAAGAAGAUACAGAAGCAUUUGUUUUCUACACGACGUCGUUCAAAUGGUUUACUGACAGUUCGUCACCCUUGGGAAACGUUUUCGUCGCUAUCACCACACUGGAAAGGGUUUCUUGCCAAUUUGAAGAAGGCGUCAGACUACAAAACAUUUGUUCGCUCGAUUCCUGAGGAAGCCCGAAAUCGCUUUGCAAUCGGAGCAAGUACGAUGUUCUCAGCACAAGAUGCAGUGGAGAACAUGUUUGAGCCCAUGAUAUAUCUUGCAGCACAAAUGCACCGCAGUGGACAAAGCAGUGAGAUCUACAGUCGUAAAUUGACCGUGUUGGAGUCUUUUACCUAUGCUGCUACCAGGAGUGAGGCUGCUCGAUUUGGGGUCGAGGACGUGGAAUUUAACUCUCUUAUGCUGCGAUCAUCGCUAGGUCUUGUAAACAUCGGGCGUGUCCUCGUGGAGCACUCGUCCGUGUGCAAGGAACUCACCUUAACUCGAAACGAGCUUCUAAAUGAUGUGAAAGAGCUCCGCACAAUGGCGAGCGGGCUGGAGGAGGCACUCAUUGGCACCAAUACGACUCAAGGUCUGUGGAACGCAUCCGUUGAUUUUUUCGCAGAUUCUAGUUGUAUGUCUUUGACUACAACUCACUCUUUACGCGGAUUUCUACCUGCAUACGCCGUGGAACUGGAUGAUGACAAGAAGAUGCGUUUGAUGAAGCAUUUCCUUUCGGAACCCGGUUCAUUCUCGUUCUUCUGCGCCCAGUUCCCGGCUGUAUUUCUUGCGUGCUCCAGGGGUGACUCGACCAAAGCUGCUGGAUCAGUUGACGUUCGCUCAGCAGAUACAACGUGGAUCCUCUACAACUACUUUGUACAGCGGGGGUUCGUUAGAAACAAAUUCCCAGGACUCGCUGAAUACAUACGCAACAAGACAAGGGACAUGAUAUGCAAGGCAACUACACUAACUCGCCCACAUCUUUCAUGGUUCCCAAUUUCGCUGACAUUGGAAGAGUCUACGCCAGCGGCGCUUGCAGCAGCCUAUGACUCCCGCAAUGGUGCACCAGUUGCAGUUUUUGACGAUAAUUAUUUGGACUCGACGCUGGCUGCCGCUACCCUCCUAAACAUUCUGCUUCCUGCAGUGACGCUGCCACCAAGUCCAGACACGCCGCCCAUUGAUCAUCGUAUCCUUUCUGUUAUCAUGUGCGUCGAGUUGGUGGUUGCUUUUGGGGUUGCUAUAAGCUGUUUCCUGUUUUCGGUUUACUUCGUGGCAAACCGACCACGACAUACACGGUUAUUUCCUGGAUCCAAAGCUUCUGGGGCUGCAGAAAGAGGCACUCGAGACAAAUUGGAUCGCCAUGGAGAUGAUUUGGGGGAUCGUGGUCGAUUAAGUCCAAGUGGGUCAUCGUGGGCAGAACGAUACUCGGAGUCAUCUUGUAGCGACGACUACUCUCCAAGAUCCGGGCACGCUCGAAAUGAGCUGGAGGAGGCGUUAAUCUCUGGGUCCGAUGAACACUAUGGAUCUUUUAGUGAGGCUGAACAGCCACACACUCCGUCCAACUCCGCCUGGAAAGCUGCGAAAAACGCGUUAGCAGAUAUCAGCCCCUGGUAA